This is a messenger RNA of Lucilia cuprina (Australian sheep blowfly), 2425 nucleotides long. RefSeq lists its product as uncharacterized. The coding region runs from base 120 to 2246 and encodes 708 amino acids. The record is from RefSeq and is a predicted model, not a curated record. NCBI's taxonomy places the organism in Eukaryota, Metazoa, Arthropoda, Insecta, Diptera, Calliphoridae. Gene Ontology annotation, molecular function: DNA binding; protein dimerization activity. The transcript has 6 exons.
AAGUUUUCAAUGAACAUUUAAGUGUCAUAACAAAAACAUUUUUUUUGUUAUCAACUUAUUGUGAUUGUUCAUAUUUUUUUUAACUAAAAAAUAAUAAAAAAAAAGUUAUUCCAAAAACUAUGGAACAAAUAGAGUACACACGAACGGUGGUACCAUCUUCAAUGCGAAGCCCUUAUUGGAAAUAUUUUGGUUUCCCCUCAGACAGUGGUAACAAUAUACUUACGCGGCAAAAAAUUGUUUGUACUAUUUGCAAUACUGCCAUUGCUUACAACAAGAAUACCUCCAACUUGAGGACACAUUUAAUGUCCAAACAUGUUGAAAUAUUUCAAAAAAUUGUAACAGCAUCGAGUGACUUGGUUCCAAAACAGGAUUUAAAUGCUGAAGAACAAAUAACUAUGACCAAAGAAAGAGUGAUAAUUUGUGAUCCAAAAAAUGUUAAUAGUAAUAGUGUAAAUAAUAGUGCUAACAUCAAAAGACGGCGCAGUGGGGAAACGGGAAAUUUUGUUGAAACAUUUUUAACGAUACCCGAAUAUUGUUCCAAUAUGGAAACUCGUGCAUGUAAUAUUCAGAGUGAAAAUAAUUCUAAUUCUAUGAUAAGUAAAGUGGUAGAUGUGGAAAUACAAAGUACAGAUUACAUUACUUUUGCUCCAGCAAAUGGAGAGGAAGCAGCAGAAGCCGCCGAAGACAGUUUGGCAAAUGCUGAAAAUGUGAAUGUGACUAAAAAUGAGGAAAUAUUUACAUACACUGAUGUUGAACUACAUGACCAGCAAGAACAACAGCUGCACUCCAUGGAUAUAAUGCUAGCAGAUAUGGUACAAGCAGAUCUUUUGCCGUUGGACACAUUAGAGAACAAUGGUUUUUGUAAAUACAAUCAGCAGUUGACUGGUGUGAAGCUUGAUCAUGACACCGUUAAGCGUGUAAUGGAAGUUAUAGAAAUGCGUUUUGUAAACACCAAUCAAGUAGUCACUGCUCAUGUGGUUCGUAUAUCACAAAUUCAACCAUAUUCUUUAAGUGUAGAAACUUACCAGGACAAUGAUGGCCAGAACGUCCUACAUAUAUAUUUUAACUAUAUAAGUGACAGCCAGAUGGAUUUAAUCAGCAUUCUAUAUAUAAGCAGCACAAUUUGCACCAAACCUAUCAAUAUCUCCGACCUUUUAAUAGAUCUAGAUCUUAAAAAUUGUUGCGGUGUGGUGGUACCCUGCUUAGAUAAUGUUAAUGAUUGUCUUUUAGAGUUUACAAAAUGUCUGGAUUUGCCAUUAAUAGAAUGUUUAGAAUCUAUGCUAACAAGUUGUUUGCACAAAAUUUUUGAACAAAGCGAUUUUUCGGAGGACUACCAAACAUUUUUAAAGCAAAUGCUUGAAAAUGCAAGUCAAACCCAACAAAUGAAGUCCUUUCUUCGACCACGAUGUCAUUGGAAUAGAUUGAAUUUUUUGGACCAUAUAUUUAAGAAUAAACAAUUUGAAAAAUGGGCCGAAUUUAGGGAAUCUUUUGAAUACCUUAAACCAUUAAAGAUGGCAUUGGAUAUAAUUACGGACGAACAUUUGCCUUUGUGUACACUAGUGCGUCCGUUGAUUAUAAAAUUGUUUGAAGAACAUUUUAGUUCCAUAAAUCAUGAAGAAUCUGUAAAAAUAUUUAAGAUACAGAAGAUAUUGGAAAAAGAGUUAUAUGAAAGAGUAAUGGUACAAAGUUUUCUUAAUGAAGCCACAUUUUUUGACACGAGAUUUCAUCGUGACUUUGCUCUUCAGGAAUCAAGCUUCGACAUAACCAAUAUUAAAUCUCAAGUACACAAACGUUUUAAACAUAUUUUACAAGUUUUCUAUAUAAAUAAGACACAAAAUGUUAAGACUGAACAGAAUUCCACCGAUUCUUCGAUAAGCGCUCGGAAAUGUAGUAGUUUAAAGUCAUUUUUUAAACGUGACGUUACGUUCACAAAUACCGAUAUUAAUGCAGAUUUAAAAACAAACUUAGAUUUGGAGUUUGAACAAUAUCAAACAGAGCAGUGUUUGGAUUUAGACCAAUCACCUGCUUUAUGGUGGCAUCAGAAAUCUGAUAACUACAAAGAGUUAUCGAAAGUGGCUAAACGAUAUUUGACAAUACCCUGUUGUUGCCUGCCGCGUUUGUGUCGCGUAGAUAUGGAACAAAGGUAUUUUAAACUGGAUCGUCGGAAAAACUUAAGUCAGUUUUGCAAUGUUGAAAGUAAAUUAUGGUACUUGUACUACAAUGAUGCUGUUGCAGAACUGAUAUAAACAUACAUACAUAUAUUCUUCUUCAUUAAAAAUUUGCUUUUAUUUUAAAUAUUUUUUUUGUUAAUAUAGUAUUUAUGUUAUUUUAAUAAUAUAAUUAUCGUAAUUUAAUGAUUUUAAUUUUAUUUAUCUUUAAAUAUAAGUUAAAUAAAUUACAAAUACUCACUAGUAAAACAUAUAAA